This is a messenger RNA of Adineta steineri, 1446 nucleotides long. Lineage: Eukaryota; Metazoa; Rotifera; Eurotatoria; Adinetida; Adinetidae. The record is from the annotation of a GenBank genome assembly.
AUGUAUAUUCUUCUAACUGUUGUUAUAUAUUUAACUGCUGUGAGCAGUAUAAACGGAUACCGAGGUCCAUUUCGUCGAUUAUUACCAACAGGAAAUUUGACUAUUCUUCAAGUUAAUGAUGAUCCUGGUGAGCCCCUAUAUCUUACACCUUAUAUUGAACAAGGAAAGAUCGAAGAAGCAAGAGAACUAAGUCUAGUCGAUUUAACACCCUAUAAACAACAAUCAUUUUCCGGUUAUUUAACUGUUAAUAAGGAAUAUAAUUCCAAUAUGUUCUUUUGGUUUUUUCCUGCACAAAAUGGAAAUAAACCUGAUACACCAAUUAUGCUUUGGUUACAAGGUGGUCCUGGUGCUUCAUCACUUUUUGCACUUUUUACAGAAAUCGGUCCAAUUUAUAUAGAUGCAAAUGGAUAUAUACAAUUACGUGAAAUAACAUGGAAUAAAAAUUAUCAUUUAAUUUUUAUUGAUAAUCCUGUUGGAACGGGUUUUAGUUUUACAGGAAAUGAUCAAGGUUAUGCACGUUCACAAGAAGAUGUUGCACGUGAUUUAUAUUCAGCAUUAACACAAUUCUUUCAAAUAUAUACAGAUUAUGCAUCGAAUCCAUUUUAUAUCACAGGUGAAAGUUAUGGUGGAAAAUAUGUACCUUCAAUAACUUAUAAAAUUCAUGUGGAAAAUCAAAAUCCACAAGUAAAAGUUAAAAUUAAUUUAAAAGGAAUGACUGUUGGAGAUGGAUUAUGUGAUCCUAUUAAUCAAUAUCAAUAUGGUGAUUUUCUCUAUCAGAUCGGUCUUAUUGAUCAAACUCAAAAAUCAUAUGUUGAUUUACAAACAGCACUCAUGCGUUAUUCUAUAGAACAAGAACGUUAUAUAGAUGCAUUUCAUCUCUUCGAUGCUCUUCUCAAUGGUGAUCUUCUUAAUACAACAUCUUAUUUCUAUAAUGUAACAGGCAUUAAAAACUAUUUUAAUUAUUUGCUAACUGAAGAACCUGAAGAACAAAGUUAUUUUGUUUCAUUUAUUACUCAUCCUGAACGACGAAAACAAAUUCAUGUGGGUAAUUUAUCUUAUGGUAGUCAAAGUGAUAUCGUAGAAAAAAUGUUACUUAAUGAUAUGAUGCAAAGUGUUGCCUGGAAAAUUGAAGCUAUAGCUAAUGCAAAUUAUAGUGUAAUGAUCUAUAAUGGUCAAUUAGAUAUUAUUAUUGCUGUACCAUUAACUAUGGAAUGGGUUAGUCAACUUAAUUGGAUUGGUACGGAUGAACUUCGUCGAGCAUCACGAAAAGUUUGGAAAGUUGCUGAUCCUGAUCCAGAAAUAGCUGGUUAUAUAAAAACAGCAAAUAAUAAUCGUUUCUUUCUUGCAACUGUUCGUAAUGCUGGUCAUAUGGUUCCAUAUGAUCAACCACGAGUAAUGUUAAAUUUACUUGAAAAAUUCUUAUCUGCUCAACCAAAAUCUCAAUGA